Patella vulgata (common limpet) is the source of this 5410-nucleotide messenger RNA. RefSeq names its product RAB6-interacting golgin. The coding region runs from base 174 to 1307 and encodes 377 amino acids. Gene Ontology annotation, biological process: non-motile cilium assembly. The record is from RefSeq and is a predicted model, not a curated record. The transcript has 5 exons. NCBI's taxonomy places the organism in Eukaryota, Metazoa, Mollusca, Gastropoda, Patellidae.
GUGAAUAUGAAAAUUAGUUGUUGCCAAACAAACCAGAUAUGCACAUUGUAUGUGAAGGCUGAAGAUUGCAGGGGUUUCCAAAUCAGAUCAUUAUAAAUUUAACAUGAUUUUGAUGCAAAUGAAAAUCAAGUUUAAAUGCGAAGAGAGUGCCUGUCCAAACCAAGAAACUAAAGAUGCCUAACUCCAACAAUAACAGUCGUGAUAGAUUGUUUAACAAUCAGCAAUCACCAGGUAUUAACCAAGCUUUAGAUCCCAGUCAGCGUUUGUCACAUCCCAAACCUCAACCAGUACCAGAGAAUCCCACCCAGAAACCAUCACAAAAUAAUAAAGGAAAGCCAAAUGAAGAGAGAAACCAAACCAUGUCUGAAAAAAACACUGAUACAGACGAAAGUAAAAAAAAGAAAGAAGAAGAAACAAGAGAACUUGAUGAAUCUGAAGUUUUGAAUGUUGAGUUGACAACCAUGGAGAAUUUCCAGAAGCAACAGAAAAUGAUUGAAGAAGCCAACAAACAGAAGAAAGCUCUUUUAUCAAAGACCCUUGAUGAAAGGAGAAAAAAGGCUAAAGCUGAAUCUGUCAAGUUGACUAAAAUACAGAAAGAAUUAAAUCAUCUAGAUCAUCUGUUAACAGCUGAUGUUAGUGUCAUCAGAGAUAAAAUAGAAAUGGCUAGUCUUGAAUAUCUAGAUGCACAAAAACGCUAUGAUAAAGCUGAAAAAGAAGUUAUAUCGGCUAAAAUGAAUUUGUUUGAAAAGGGUGAACUCAAGGAAAGAUUGACAGAACAUCUUUAUACAAUAAUUCAUCAGAACGAAGUUAGGAAAGCCAAGAAAUUAGCGGAACUUAUGGAAAUAUUAGAAAUGGAAAUAUCUGCGGAAGAAAUGGAACUUCAAGUCACGUCCAUUCCAACUUUAACAAACUUCAACUCAGUUCAUACUUUAACAAGUCCAACUCGAAAACAUUCUGAAUCCGAAAUAAACCAUGAAUCUCCAGAUGGUGCAUUGAAAUCUGUUACUACAAACACCGAACAAAAUACAUCUCCUACAGGCAAGGAAGAUAACUCUCCCUCCAAUCCAGACACACAACAUGUCAUAAGUAAAUCAUCUCAAUCAUCCAGUGAUCAAAAUAAAUCCAACGAAGAAGGAACGUCUCCAACAAACGGGUCAACCUCAGAACAAAAACCUGAUCACAAUAUUGAGAAGGAUAAGUGUAAUAAUAAUAUUGAUAAGACUAAUUCAGUGGUUAAUGGAACAGACACAUCCAAUACACUAGCUAAAAUUACAAAAUCUCCAAUCCUGUCACAACCCAUCUCUUAAUUAUUUUUUUUUAGAUACUUUUUAAUGAAUCAUUUUAUACAGCAUUUCAGAAGAGAUAAAAUUCCCUUUAAAAUGUUGUAUUGAAAAAUAUUCCAUGUGAAAUAUUAACAUUUUACCAUGGCCUAUUUUAAAAUGACAUUUUUCAUCAUCCAAAUUAUUGUUAAAAUUAUGAUUAAAAUCUCAGAUCAGGAUCAACUUUUUAUGUUAUCUAAUUGUCGUUGUCAAAAUCCACAUUUGUUUUUCCGAGGUUGCAAUAUCUUGGUUUCCAUAUCAACGCUAGUAUAACUAGUUGUUAUAAAAUUUGUCCCUGGUUGGUGCUUGAAAUCUUUAUACCACUAGGUGAAAUCAUGUUGCAAAAAGGUUAUCUCUGAAAUGCUGUAUUGAAUAUGUAUAAAGUCAGUGAAAUCUGGCUUAUUAAUGUGGGUAUUGUAUUUUUAUCACCAUGGUGUUCACUUUAUCAUUGUCAUGUAGUGGGUUAUAGGUCAUUUUUCACGAAUAUCACAUUGUCAUCCAAGGGAAAUAACCACAAAUACUUUAUUGUUACUACGUUAAUAACCAUAUCAUUGCAAGUGCCAAGUGAUAUAAGGUAAAUUGCUUCAAUGGCAUUUAGUAUUUGAACUUGACCUUGAAAUAUACAGGUCACAAUUCUAUGGAAUACAAUUACUGCUUAUCACUGAAUAACAUUUCUACUAUGGUUUAUCAAGGAAUGAUAUAAGGGGGGGGGGUUUUCAAUUUUCAGUCCGGAACGUCCCAAACCGACAUAAUUACAAUCGAGUGACGCCGAAUUCAGUCUUGUCACAGUCCUGAUAAAUAUUAUGUUUCAGCUUUCAUGGUUGAUUGAGAUAUUAUCUUAUGCAGUCGUUGGCUGUGUUGUAGCCCAAAAUCACCCUUUUCACUCGAUUGUGAGUACUUAUAGGAUUGAGAGUUUCGGAGUGUUCAAACAAGCAUCCCCUUAGUAUGUUGGGGUUGUCUCUAGGAUAACAUGUCACAACUUAAAGGGAUUUAGUCAGACUCAGGGGCAGUCAAUAUCAGGUCUAUGUAUUAAAUGUGAAACAGAAUUUUGCUCUUACUAUACAACUGUAGCAUGUACCUUCAAAAGAUUAAAUUACGACAAAUGGAGUUGGAAACAUUAUUAACCUUUGUCACUGACAUUUGGUUGCAUUCGUUGUUUUUUUGAAUAUUAGAUCAUUAUGCAAUAUGCCACAAGGAAUGGUCCAAUGUAGUGCUUGUGCCAAAUGUUGGCCACAUCUGUUAUAGAAUGACAUGGUUGUUGUAAUGCUAAACUCACAGGGACACAAACUGUCUGUUCAAAUAUCAUAUGUGACUUGUGAUAGAAAAAUGAGCCGGAAGUCCUGAGUCUUUUACGAUAUGAACAAUAUUAAAAUAGGCUAAAAUAUAUUUUUAAUGAUAUAACUCGAAAGGUAUAAGUUAAGAUUUGACAAUUAAAGCAAACUAAAAAUUUUUUAUAAUUUUAGCCAAUUUGAUAAUUUUGUUUGUGUGAUUUGCGACUCAUUUUGCCGUCACAGGUUACAUAUUGUAUAAUGAUGUUCGUAUCACAUUGUUCUGUUAAUUCCGUCCAGGUAUAUAUUAUAAUAGAAAGAUAUAAAAUUGUAAAUAAUGUGGGAUUUAUUUUAUUAAAAUAUUAUAAAAUGUUUAAUUGUUCACAUACAACUGACUAAUGUAUUAUUAUUUUUAUAGCUGUGUGUUAAACCUUGCUCUCUAAUUUUGAAAACAGAUCAUAUCAGUGACCUGGACAGUCAAUAAUUCUACUCAGGGCUCUUUGCCAGUUUUGACUGAUUGGCAGUCCAUUUGGCCUUUGGAGAACUUAGCUCUCUAUCAAUCCACACACAGUGAAAUUAGAAUUUCAAACAAUUAUACUUGACAAUUUUGAAAAAAAUAUUUUCCUAAUCUGAGCUAGACAAAAUGUGUCAAAAAUUGAUUAGUGUAAGUGAAAGUAAUUUGUUGACAAUAAGGUCUUAUUAUUGAGAAUUAUCAAAUCAUAAACCUCUCCUACUGUCUGUCUUAACUUAGAGUAAUAAUUCAGACAUGUUUGAAAUUACCAGAAUCAUGUCCUGGGUUAUAUACUGGCCCCGUGUUCACAAAGCAUUCUCGGACUUAAGUUGGUAAUUUACUCAAACUUGUUUGCCUUAUUUUAACUAAAAUAUAGCCCUUUAUAAAACUUUUGUUGUUUUGAUGUAUCAGAUAUAUCAAUAAGAAACUAUGAGCAAAGUUUUGUGUUUCUGCAUCAAAGAUAUUUCUCAUAAACAGUUGUUGAAAGUUGAGCAAAUUCUCAACUUAAGUCUGAGAAUGCUUUGUGAACUCGGGGCCUGGUAAUCACAACAACCCAGAUUUACUGACCUUAUCUGUUUUUUGAAAUUAGAGAGUUCCUCUUAUUAUUUAUUUUAUUAAAGAUGCAAUAUUUUAUAAUGGUCUAGUAUACAUAUAUUUUGUAAAAAUAUAAAAUUGAUAGUUUAUAAGGUAUACAUAUAAAGGCCUUGUAGAUUGACAGGAGCCGAACUAUGUAAUUUCUCACAAUGAAAUUAAGAAAAUAAUGUCUAAAGUAUUUUAUCUCUUCACUAUUAACUGUUUAUUUUUUAAAGUUUGAUGCUUCAUCUGUAAUGGCUUUGUUUCAGCAAAGAAAUGGCAUGGAGUAUAAUGUUUUGUCAUUCACAAUUGUUUAGUCAUUUUGUGACAAAUUUAUGGUAAUUUAAUUUAUGUUUAUUGUUACAUGUGCAAUGGGAGGCAGAAGAAUUUUGUCUGGACAUUGGCAUUUCGGCCUACUCUUAAUCGAUUUUCAACUGUCAAGGGUUCUUUUAUGUGCACUUGAAUGUGUACAUGAGCGACCUCUGAUGGUUCAUCUAGAACCUAGUACAUUCUCGUUGCCAGUCCACUACCCUGACUGUUGGUCUAAAAAUGAUCAGUGAGAGGGACAACAUCGAGAGGAGUGAAUUAAUUGUUUUAAAUUAUUAAGGAAAUAAAAUAAAGGUGUUUCACAAUGAGUAAAAGGCACCAAUUCUGUCUGGACUAGUUUGUGUUACUACGUCCAAUUCCAAUGUAAACAAUGCAUGUGUUAUCGACUACUCAUGAUGUGAUGUCACAUGUAGACCUAUAUGGUCAAAGAACACACUAUUUAUAGAUAACAAUUCCUAAGGUUUAUUUCACUGCGACAUUUCAACAAGAUUUCACAAGUUGUUAUCAAGCAUAUAACACAAACGACUUAUAACAACUUAUGAAAUCUUGUUGAAAUGUCACAGUGAAACAAACCUUGGUAAUUGUUAUCCAUAAAUAGUGUGUUAUUUGAUUAUGUUCCAAUUACUAAAUGCCAUUCAAAGAAUAGACCUAUAUGGCACAUUAACUUAAAGGUCGGUCAUUUUGUAUAAAGUUAAAAGAAGGCUUUCACAUUACCUCCGUGAAACAGAUUGCAUUUGUCUAUCAAACCUCCUCUUGACAAUAGAGUCUAAGUUAAUGAAGACAUUUGUGGUGUAAAAGCCUUCAAACAUUAAUGUAGUUUUCUUAUAUGAUUGUGCCAAAAAAUCAAGUAUUUUCCUUUCUGUAUCAAAAUGGUACGUGUACUUAAACUUAAUUUAUUCUUUUUGUCAGCUGUAAUAGUUGUUAAGUUUUGGUGGAAGACAACAUUGUUUUCAAUUUGAUUAAAUUAUCUAUGGCAAUUUGUUUGUGUGUUUCAGUCUAUAGCCUCUGACAUCUAGGUUAUGGUCAAAACUUUAGACUCCUACAUCAGGGUUAUAUUUACGUUUUAAAACAUUUACAAAAUGUCUGAAUCUACAUACUAGUACAUACAUCUGUGUGUUCCUCUUGAUCUAGUUUCUAUGUGUCAUUAAGAAAUUGUCAUUUUACUGCUAAAUUCUAUUUGCCAUUAUUAGAUUGUAACUUUACUUCUGAAUUCUAGAUGCUAAAAAAAACAACUUACACUAUUUUGUAUGGUAUAUACUGCUGUUGUUUUAUGUAUGGUAUUAUAUACUGCAGUUGUUUUAUCCAUAUACAGUAUCUAUGCAACUGCGAAAUCAACAAUCUACAACAUUUAUUAACUGUUAUGUUUUUGUAAAAUAAAAAAUAUAUGUGGGAUAUUUCAGUGAUUUUGAACU